AUGAGUACCCUUAAAAAUGAAAAUAGCACAUUAGAAAGCUCAAUGAGCAUAGCAAAAAAAUUAAAAGACAAAAUUACAAACAGAAAAAACAAUAAAGAAAAUGACAAAGAAAUAAAAACAAGUUUGCUAGGAAACAAAAAAAUUUAUUUCAAUUUUAAUUAUCAGUUAAUAACUGCAUUUUUAGGUUAUAUUAUAAAUACAUUUUUAUAUUUUUUAUAUAUAUCAACUUUUACAAAAAUUUUCGAUAUACUUAUACAAAUCUUAUCAAAAAUAACAAAUUAUGAUCAUCAAACUUGUAUAUUUACUGAAUCGGUUAAAGGGUUCAUAAUUUUAAUUAUAUGGUACAAUCAUUUAUCGGCUGGAUAUGAUGGAGAUCCAUGUUUACACCUUUAUAAAACAGACUUAAAAUUAAUAAACAAAAGGGAAGCCAUAGUAGCAUGUACAUCAAAUAUUUUAGGAACCCUUUUAUACCUUGGGGUUACAAAUGCAAUAUUUCCCAAUAGUAUAAGUACUGGUGGCAAUAGAAUAAUUGAAGUAAUACAAAAAGCUAAAAUAAAAAAAGAUAAUUCAUUUUUAACAUCAUUUUUAUAUCCUAAAAUUCCAGAAUUUUUUAAAAAAUAUAUUAUGAAUUUAUUAAUAUAUACUUUUCCAUAUAAUAAAGGGAGUGUAAAAUAUGGUGAUAAAAUAUUUUUAAAUAAUAUGGAUUUAUAUUCAUCUAUAAUUAUGGACACAUUUUUAAAUGAAUUUAUUUGCUCUUUUUUAAAUUAUUCUUUGUUAUAUAUAUAUUUAUUUACCAAAUAUAAUUUUGCAUAUCCUUUACAUAUUAAUUUAAUUCUUACACAAGUUGUUUCAUUAUUUUCGGGAAGAUAUAAUCAUUUAAUAGUUGGACCAUAUAUGAGUUUAAAUUGGAUUAUCAAUGAUUGUAUAAUAAAAAAUUAUUCUAUUAUUUUUCUUUGUUCUCUUGCUAUUUUUCAUUAUUUUGGCUAUAAAUUGGCUAGCCAUAUUUUUAAGUUUCCAAAUUUGACAAUACAUUAUGCAAAGCAAUAUUAUAAAAAUAUCAAAGAAGAACAAUUACAAAAAUGUGCUAAACCAGAUAAUACUGUUGAUAUUUCUGUAAUACCAAAUCAAGAUAUUACUGAUACAAAUAUAGCGAAUAGCUAUUUAGGAAAAAUAUUUAAAUUUUUUAUAGCUAGCUAUUCAAACAAAAUACAUAAAAAAAAAAAUGUCUAA
Messenger RNA from Plasmodium vinckei vinckei, 1230 nucleotides. RefSeq names its product conserved Plasmodium protein, unknown function. NCBI's taxonomy places the organism in Eukaryota, Apicomplexa, Aconoidasida, Haemosporida, Plasmodiidae. The transcript is spliced from 2 exons. The record is from RefSeq and is a predicted model, not a curated record. Bases 1 to 1230 code for a protein of 409 amino acids.